UCCUGGUUAUGCAGGGAGUUAAAUUGGUCUCAGAGGCAGAGCAAUGCCAUGGGCUGCUGCAGGUUCCUACAUGCUUGGCGGGGCAGGGCUGCCGCCCUUCGGAUGUGACUCAUUCUCCAAGCUUAUUCUGCUCCUCCCGCCUGCUCUGCUUGUGCCUCCUCCCUCAUCCCAGCUUCCCACCAGGACUUUUCCACCAUCGCCAUCGAGGUGAAGCCGCUCCAGUGCAUCCCACACCCAUCCGAGGGGAAAGGGAAUCUGAGCUGUCCCCCUUGCCUAGCCCUGCAUGGACACCCCAGGGCAGGAUGGAGCUGAAGCACCGCCAGAGGGAUGCCCAUUGGCAGAGGCACCACCGGAGGGAUGUCCAGCAGCUGAGGUGGUGGAGAGGGCCUUGUGGGACCAGCGCCCCGCAGGGCAGUGGACAGUGGCGGAGGUGGGCACCUGGCUGGCAGCGCGGAGUGGAGCUGAGGAGCUGGCGGAUCUGGCCUGGGAGCACGCGGUGUCUGGCCGGGCCCUGCUGCGGCUGACGGAGGGGAGCCUGCGGCGCAUGGGGGUGACACCACGGAGCCGGCGCCGGGAGCUGCUGAGGGAGCUACUGCAGCUGCGGCUGCAGCAGGAGCUUGAGGAGUUGCUGAGCAUCGCUGGCGAGUGAAGAUGAUGUCUCUGUGUGUGUCCCGGAGCCUGCGGGAGGAGAGGUGACGCCAAAGGAGGACAAAGCAGUGACUGGAACUGAGCACUGAAUGCAGGUGAUCUGCCAGAGGAAGCCAGAAGUCACCAAGGAAGGUUCCCCCAAGGAAGCCCAGAACUGACUGGUGCUGGUCAGCAGAGGUGGCCACCAGGUACAAACUGAGAGUGGCUGCCCCUCACACUGCUGCCAGCUCCCGACGGGUCCCACCGUCUCUGGCCAGCUGGGGGGAACCCUACUGAACCUGCAGCGUCCCCAGGUCCUGCUGCAAUCCAGGUGCAGCCCUGCUCCAAGAGACUCUCAAGGCACAGCACUGUCCGUCUGUCUGUCCGUGGGGCAGAGGGGCUGGUGUGGGGUGGUGAGUUCCCAAAUUGCUGUACUGGGGAAAUCCUUUGCCUUGGUGCCCAGGAUGGUCGGGACGAAUGCAGAGCAGAGUUGGCCAGCCUGAAUAAAUACCUUCCCAGUGAUGACAAUGUGUCCCUGCUCCCAAACUUUCAGGAGAGCAGUGCUGCUGUCCUGUGGCUACACCAGCCAAUGGUGGCCUUCUGGGUGACAUCCAUUCUCUAAAUGAGCCCCAACUACCCCUGCUCUGCCCACCCCAGGGAGGAUUAAAGGAGCAGCCAAAAAGAUCAAAUCGAGACUAAGGAGCUGCAAGAUCUGCACACUUUUUUUUGUGCACUUUUCCAUUAAAACCAGUCACGUCUGGCCCCUUCCCUGCUGCCCUGUGCAGGCUGCAAGCUCUUGAGGAUGCUGGCUAAUGGUUUUGGAGACUGUCUCCUACUUCCCUGGUUUGUUCAAGGGACCUUGCUGACUUGAGAAUGAAUGAUGAGCAGCUAUCCCCAUCCCUUGCAUCUCCUGUAGGUCUGGCUGCCCUCCACUCUUCCCCGCAGAGGCAGGAAAAGGCACUGGGCAUCUCCCUCCCCUCUGCAGAACCUGCUGGCUGCUCAUUUCCCUGCUCCUUGCUGCAGCCUCAAGCUCCCCUAUAUCCACCUCCUGCUUCAGGGUGCUGUGCCGAUAGGGCUCCCUUGUGCAAUUCCAUCCCAAUAACAGGGGGCUGACAUCUCCCCUGGGCCAGGGAAAAAGGGCAAUGCACAUGCGUAGGAGCUCCCUCAUGGAUCACAAUGGUUUGGAUGCCAAGGGACCUUGAAGCCCAUCCGGUUCCAACCUCCUGCCACGGGCAGGGACACCUCCCACUGGAUCAGGUUGCUUAAAGCCUUGAACACCUCCAGGGUUGGGGUAUCCACCACUUCUCUGGACAACCUGGGCCUUCUACCGUCACAGGAAAACAUUUCUUCCUAAGAUCUCAUCUCAAUCUUCCCUCUUGCAGCUGAAAACCAUCCCCCCUCAUCCUAUUCCUGCACUCCCUAACCAAGAGCCCCUCCCCGGCUUUCCUGUAGGCUGCUUUCAGUACUGUGAGGCUGCUCUAAGGUCUCCCUGCAGCCUUCUCUUCUCCAGGCUGAACAACCCCAACUCUUUCAGGCUGCCCUUGGAUGGGAGGUGCUCCAGCUUUCGGAUCAUCUCUGUGGCCUCCUCUGGACUCGCUCCAACAGAUCCAUGUCCUUCCUGUGCUGAGGACUCCAGAGCUGGACACAGUAAUGAUGUUGAGACUGCUUCCUUGUUAAUUGCUGAUGGGGGAGACUGUGGGUCUGCAGCCUUGACCUGAGGGCAGGCAAACAGCACUUUCCUCUCUGUUGUCCUGGGCUGCUGCUCCUUGCUUAGACUCCAGGCAGCUUCAAAAAUGAUUCCCUUUUGUUCUCCUGGCUUGUGCUUGGCCCGACUGCCUCUGUUUCUUAGAAGUCAGAGCCUUUCUUGGAGUGGGCUCAGGCAACUCCUGAAACUGAAACUGCUCUUCAGGCUGCUGCGCUAUCAAGCAAAACGCCUCACUUCUCUCUUCUCAGGGCAGGACUUCAUCCUCCAUGAAGCACAGAAUUGUUGAGGUUGGAAAAGAUCUUUAAGAUCAUCGAGUCCAACCAUUAACCUCAGACUGCCAACCCCACCACUAAAGCCUGUCCUUAAGCAUCACAUCUACACGGCCUUUAAAACCCUCGAGUCAUGGGGACUCCAACACUGCCCUGGGCAGCCUCUGCCAGGGCUUGACAACCCUUUCCCUGAAGGAAUAUUUCCCAAUAUCCAAUCUAAACCUCCCCUGGUGCAACUUGAGGCCAUUUCCUCUCAUCCUAUCAUUUGUUACUUGGGAGAAGAGAUAAACAUCUGCCUGGCUCCAACCUCCUUUCUGGGAGCUGCAGAGAGCAAUGGGGUCCCCCUUCAGCCUCCUUUUCUCCAGGCUAAACAUCCCCAGGUCCCUCGGCUGCUCCCAGAACCCCUGGGCUCCAUACCCAUGCCCAGUUUUGGUCCCCUCUGGAAGUUUAAUGUGACUGUUUUGCUAAUCCCCUUCUUCAUCUCACCUAGAACUGAAAACCCUAUCAUCUCACAAUCGCUUUGUCCCAGGCAUCCUCCAACCAUCACAUGCCCCACAAGGCCUUUUCUGAUCACAAACAGCAGGUCCAGGAGGGCACCAUAUCUUCAUUAAUGACAUGGAUAGUGGGAUCAUGUGUACCCUCAGCAAGUCUGUAGACAACACCAAGCUGAGUGGUGCUUUUGACAGGUCUGAGGGACAGGAGGAUCUCCGUAGGGACCUGGGCAGUCUGGAGACGUGAGGGUGUGUGAACCUCAUGAGGUUCAACAAGGCCAAGUGCAAGGUCCUGCACCUGGGUUGGGGCAAUCCGCAACAUCAGUACAGGCUGGGGGAUGGAUUGCGAUUGGGAGCAGCCCUGAGGAGAAGGGCUUGGGGUGCUGGGGGAUAAGAAGCUCAACAUGAGCCGGCAACGGGCGCUCGCAGCCCAGAAAACAACUGUGUCCUGGGCUGCAUCUAAAGCAAUGAGACCA
Molecule: messenger RNA, 3568 nt
Organism: Cuculus canorus (common cuckoo)
Lineage: Eukaryota; Metazoa; Chordata; Aves; Cuculiformes; Cuculidae
Product: protein aveugle-like
Exons: 4
Coding region: 284-649 (121 amino acids)
Biological process (GO): cell surface receptor protein tyrosine kinase signaling pathway
Cellular component (GO): cytoplasmic side of plasma membrane
Molecular function (GO): protein binding
Source: RefSeq, a predicted model, not a curated record